AUCCUGGGCGAUUGACAACACUCACCCGUUUUCUCUUUCAGGAAAAUAAACAUGUAAUAUAUGUAUUUACACAGCGAAAACCGUGUGUCAGCUUCAGACUAAUUCGUCGCCGCUGUCGGCAGCUUGUUGUCCGCAUCAAGUUGAAGAGAGGACGAGAGAGGAGACGGCUAAUUCGCUGAUGGACAUAUUAUUGUGCGUUUUCGUGGUGCUACGGUCCGUGUUGCUAGUCUGAGUGUGGACAUGUAGCUAAUGUGGAGUUUUUCUAUGGUUUAAAUUCAAGACUUUUUUUCAGUCUAAUCGUGCGGUUUGUGCUGCGAGAGGGAGCUGAGCUCGUUUCAACGCCAGAGGCCUUAAUUCGUGUCUGUUUUCUACUUUAAAAACCACAUUUAGCCGGGCUUUGAGUUAGUUUGUGCUAACAAGUCAGAGGAAAGAUAAGGGUCGACUUACACACGAUAAGAGUUUAGCCCAGACGUACAGUUAUCAUGAGUUUCUUUAGUUUUGGGCAAAGUGCUGAGAUAGACGUGGUCCUGAAUGACGCCGAGACGAGGAAGAAGGCUGAACACAAGACUGAGGAUGGAAAGAAAGAUAAAUACUUUCUUUUCUACGACGGAGAGACUGUCAGUGGGAAGGUGAACGUCACGCUGAAGAACCCCGGAAAGCGGCUGGAGCACCUGGGCAUCAAGAUUGAAUUUGUCGGACAAAUAGAGCUGUAUUACGACAGAGGAAACCAUCAUGAAUUUGUUUCCCUGGUUAAAGAUCUUGCAAGACCCGGUGAAAUAACUCAGUCACAGACCUUCGACUUUGAGUUCACUCAUGUUGAGAAACCGUACGAGUCCUACACAGGGCAGAACGUCAAGCUAAGAUAUUUUCUUCGUGCCACGGUGAUAAGAAGACUAAAUGACAUCAGUAAAGAGUUGGACAUCGUGGUCCACACACUCAGCACGUAUCCCGAACUCAACUCCUCCAUAAAGAUGGAAGUUGGAAUCGAGGACUGUCUCCACAUUGAGUUUGAGUAUAACAAAUCCAAGUAUCAUCUCAAAGAUGUCAUCGUGGGGAAGAUCUAUUUCCUACUGGUGAGGAUUAAGAUUAAACACAUGGAGAUCGACAUCAUUAAACGUGAGACAACCGGCACCGGCCCGAGUGUGUACCACGAAAACGACACCAUCGCCAAGUACGAGAUCAUGGACGGAGCUCCGGUCAGAGGAGAGUCCAUUCCCAUCCGAUUAUUCCUGGCUGGCUACGAUCUGACCCCCACCAUGAGAGACAUCAACAAGAAGUUCUCUGUGCGCUACUACCUGAACCUGGUGCUGAUCGACGAGGAGGAGAGACGCUACUUCAAACAACAGGAAAUCACACUGUGGAGGAAAGGCGACGUGGUGAGGAAGAGCAUGUCCCACCAGGCCGCCAUCGCCUCGCAGAGGUUCGAGGGCUCGGCCGCCUCGGAGAGCGCGCUGGAGCAGGCCGCGAAGGAGGAGAGCGGCUAGAAUGGCCGCCGCUGCCCCUCCGCUCGCCAGACACCUGGAGGGGGGCAGCCGUUUUAUUUGUAGCCGCUGCUGGUGAAAAGGGAGGAAGAAGGGAGACCGACAACGACGGUAAAACUGAACAAUGAAACAGUUCGCAUGAGGCAUUCAGAGUGGCUCCAGGCUGCUGGUCUUGUCCUUCCUCGCCCACCUCGCUUUCUGUUUUUUCUUUAUGGGAAUCAAACUAAUCAACCUGUCGCUGACGUCCGCUGCGUAAAACCAUGUGAAAAUCUUAAAAGCCCUCUUGUUUGUUACCUUCUAACUCUUUUGGGAUUCAUUUGAUUUCUAAUCUGUUAAUUAUUGUAAAUGACUCAUCGUGACGUACAUAUAUAUAUAUAUAUAUACACACAUAUAUAUUUCCGACAUUCCACAUUUAAUGAAUGCAUUCCUAACAUUGUUUAUAAGGUCAAGACAUCUGAGAUAACUUUGCACUGCUUUAUCUUGCUGAGCACAUUUGUUUUUUUUUUUUCCUUUUUUUGAGUGUUUGCACAGACACACAAAAAAAAAAAUGGUGGAAGUGGAAACUGGAAUCUCUUGCUGCUGUUUCAGUGAGAGGCCUAAAGUAUUAACUCAUGUGUUUUGUUUUUAAAUGUGUAAAUAAGACCAGUUGAACCUGUUCCAGCUUGUGUACAUUGAUUAUCAACUACUACUACUACACGGAUACAAAAAUGACCUUCCACGUCCAUAUGCUUUACCUCGGCAUUCCAGUGGUGUUUAGGGAAGGGUGUCCAAGUGUUUGUAUUGAGGUCUGGUAGUAUGAAAUCCUCUCUAUCUUCUUUAUUAGAGACCUACAAGUUGUGCCUAUGUGUAUCGAGCAAAUGGAGUCCUCCUGCCUCUAACAUAAUUUUAGUCUUUUAACCAGAGACAUGUUGCAGUAGAACUAUCUAUCUUUUGCAAAAUGCUAACCAAUUACUCCUUGUCCCUGAAAGUCAAAUAAACUGAUGCCAAAUGGAGAAAAUGUGA
Messenger RNA from Mugil cephalus (flathead mullet), 2483 nucleotides. Its product is annotated as vacuolar protein sorting-associated protein 26B-like. NCBI's taxonomy places the organism in Eukaryota, Metazoa, Chordata, Actinopteri, Mugiliformes, Mugilidae. The record is from RefSeq and is a predicted model, not a curated record. The transcript has 6 exons. Bases 483 to 1484 code for a protein of 333 amino acids. Gene Ontology annotation, cellular component: retromer complex; endosome. Gene Ontology annotation, biological process: intracellular protein transport; retrograde transport, endosome to Golgi.